CAUUCUAUACCCUGGCGCACGAUACGGCGCGUUCUUUCCGUCCCCACCCUUCGCGAAUUCGUACUUCAGCGGUUCAUCUUCGCGCCCGACUUCAAACCUCAGGACAUCGAAGGUUUUGCGCCCGUCUCCCUCAGAUCUUUCGAAGCACGAUUCAAUUAUCCUAUUCCGUGCCGACCCGAGUCACUACAGUCGGAAACACGAGCAUUCUCGACAGUCCUGUCCAAGCUGCACGAUACACUAGAAACGCUGCAUCUCCCAGGCCCCUCAGCUCCCGCAGACCUCCUGACGACAUCCCACUGGCCUCGUCUUCGGGAGCUCGUUCUCUACAGCGAACCGUGGGACGCUUCGCAACCAUGGCACGCCGUCACUCUCUUUUCCAACAUGCCGCACCUCCGCACGCUCGCGCUCAAGUUCCUCCCUCCGCGUGGCAAGGGCCUCCUGAACCUCGCCGACUCCCGCAACGGCGUUGUGCACCACAGCCGCGAAACGGAGCGGACCCCGCUCUGGCCUCCGGGGUACACCGGUCCCUUCCCUUGGCCGGAGCUGGACCGGCUCGUCGUCUCCUGUCCGAACGUCGAUGACGAAGUGUACGAGCACCUCCCGCAGACGUUGCGCUCGCUCUCGCUGCGGUACUGGAAGCACCUCUUCUGGCUCGCCCACGAGCGCACUCGGGCCGAGACUCCAGAUCAUCGCGCGUAUCACACCGCGGGUUCGACGCUCACGAUCCUACGGCGCUGUGCGAUCCCGGCGCUGGAGCAGCUGACGGUCGAGUACGUGGAGGACGACCGCGAAGAGGAGCUUCUCAGACUACUGGGCACCGCAUUCCCGCGACUGCGGGAGCUAACCGUGCUGCAGUAC
Molecule: messenger RNA, 858 nt
Organism: Epithele typhae
Lineage: Eukaryota; Fungi; Basidiomycota; Agaricomycetes; Polyporales; Epitheliaceae
Exons: 1
Source: RefSeq, a predicted model, not a curated record